Messenger RNA from Ficedula albicollis (Collared flycatcher), 2536 nucleotides. It is a transcript of the gene ARK2C, whose product is annotated as ring finger protein 165. The transcript is spliced from 6 exons. The coding region runs from base 49 to 714 and encodes 221 amino acids. Gene Ontology annotation, molecular function: zinc ion binding; ubiquitin protein ligase activity. NCBI's taxonomy places the organism in Eukaryota, Metazoa, Chordata, Aves, Passeriformes, Muscicapidae. The record is from RefSeq and is a predicted model, not a curated record. Gene Ontology annotation, biological process: motor neuron axon guidance; positive regulation of BMP signaling pathway.
GAGCCUCCCUGUUGCUGCUCUCCUCCCCGCAGGCGGGCCCAAGAGCGCAUGUCUGUCCAGCCUCACCGCCUACACCCCAGCUUCGACUUCAGCCACCAACUGCAGACUCCACAGCCCAUGGGGCCCCAGCCCAGGUAUUUGGCAGAGGGCACGGACUGGGACCUCAGCGUGGAUGCAGGCCUGACUCACGCCCAGUUCCAGGUCCGGCCGGUGCCCCAGCCCUAUCAGCAUUACUUGGCUACACCUCGGAUGCACCAUUUCCCCAGAAGCACAUCCUCAACCCAGAUGGUUGUUCAUGAAAUCAGAAAUUACCCUUACCCUCAGCUUCAGCUGCUUGCUCUUCAGGGACUGAACCCAAGCAGGCACACAUCCGCUGUGCGGGAGAGCUACGAAGAACUGCUGCAGCUGGAGGACAGGCUGGGCAGUGUGAGCCGGGGCGCCGUCCAGAACACCAUCGAGAGAUUCACCUUCCCCCACAAGUACAAGAAGAGAAGACCACAGGAAGGCAAAGCUGAGCAAGACGAUGGUGAGGAAUCAGAUACCGACGAGAAAUGCACAAUCUGUCUGUCCAUGCUUGAAGAUGGAGAGGACGUCAGGCGGUUGCCCUGUAUGCAUCUCUUUCACCAAGUGUGCGUGGACCAGUGGCUGGCCACCAGCAAGAAGUGCCCGAUCUGCAGGGUGGACAUUGAAACACAGCUUGGCUCGGACAGCUGAAAAGACUAGCUGGACACACCAUUUUCCUUACCAGGUCGUAUGGCCAUAAGCCCUUGCAGCAAAAUUUUUUGCCUUCUGAGCCAUUUGAUUGAGAGGGGAAGUCUGGAGGCACGUUAGUGAAGAGAAAGGAGGUGGUGAUACAAUAUCUAGCAGUAGGAGAUGUUGCACAUAUAUGCAGGAUACAGGCCCAGUGAAAGGGAGCUGGCAUUCCCGGAGCUCAGAGACCCCGUGCUGCAGAAGAUUUUAGUGUUGAAUAUGAAGGAACUAGUUGUGGUAGUCCGGCCUGUCAAUCCUGCUUUUCAUGGGGAUUGUAUAUAUACCUCUCAAAUAUGUAGAAACAUGUUAGGGGUCCUUUAGCUAUUUCUAUGGAUGGCAGCUGGAGCAUGUUAGCUUAAGAAAUGUUGUGUUUGAUGCCCUACUCAUCUUGUGGUGGACAUGUUGCUGUUACCUAAUUUGCACCAAAUAUUUUUUCAUAGAUUCCUUAUUUUGGUGCCUGAUUAAUACAUUGCAGAGGGGGAAUAAAGAGGUCAAACUUUCCCAUCCUCGGGGUGGGGGAAAGAGGAGGAAAAGCAAAAUCCUGUUUACAGUCAGAAGGGUUUGUGCUCUUUGCCUCAGCCGCGUGUGCUUCUUUCCCUGGCAUUUACAGUGUGUUGCAAAUUUAGAGAAGCUUAAUAAAAAUAAAAAUUGGGGAUAAAAUGAACGAAGCAAUAGGGAAAAGCUUCGUUCCUGCUUGUCUGCUGGUGCUGGACACUUUCUGUAGCGGCACAGUAUUUGAGUAGAUGCUGUUUCUUUGCUUUCUGUACUUUAACAAAGUAGCUUGUCAUAUCAAAAUCCAAGGAAGUUCUGUCCACAUGAUUGCAAUUGUCCGUGAUGCUUUCUUCUGUGAGUUGUGCGGCUGGUUGGCUUCGCCAGCACCGCUCCAAACGAUGGUUACGGGAGUCGGCGCCUACCGCUGUUCUUUGGGGCGUAAUAACGCCAGAAAGAGGUGGGAAAUGUCGACUCUUCUCCCGUGGCUAAAGCAUCUCUCGAUAACGGGACGGAAGAAAACUUGAUGCUCACAAGACACUGCCGAGACCACCAGCCCUUGGCAAGGGGAGGGAGGGGAAGGCAGGGCGGAGGUGGGGCUGACACAUGCGUGCGUGUGCCAGGCUGUAACCACACGGAGUAACCAGGGGCUGUUAAAAUGAAACUUAAUCACAUUAACACUCAAAACAGAAUUAAGAGGUGAUGCCCAAAGGGGCGAGCUGUUAUGAUCCAUGCUCCCCUUGGAAAUAACAAAAAAAAAAGACCUCAGCCCACCAACCGCAGGGAUUGGGCGGAAAAUCCUCGGGAAGACUGACAUUCACAACCAAAACCUGUAGUUUUCUUUUUUUUUUUUUUUCUUUCAUACUAAGGGAGAAAGGAGCUGCAGAGGAGCAGCAGGGGAAUUAGAAACAUAAUCUAUUGAAAGUGUUGGUGUAGUGGGAAUGAUUUCUGACUCCCCUGAGCAUUUCGCUGGAGAAAAAUGCUCUCCCAAGUCGAUUCAAUCAUAAACUAUCAUCUGAGAAACUGCAAGAUUCUCAUGAGCUGUAACUGGAAAAUACCAGCCUCAGAGGCACACAGAGAUUUCCCUUUUUUCCCAGUGAGAGAGGGGAGAGGAGGAGGGAAGCCCCAUGUGAGGGUGCAGGAGCCUCUCACAUAGUGUGCCCAUGCAGGUGGGAGGGAGUGGAAGGGGACAAAUGAUGACAUAUAGAGAAGACAUAAGGGAGAAAUUCUUGGCUGUGAGGGUGGGGAGGCCCUGGCACAGGCUGCCCAGAGGACCCUGGAAGUGUUCAGGGCUGAC